AUGCAUCUCCUACUACUUCAGCUGUUGGUGCUCUUGCCUCUGGGGAAGGCAGGAAGGCACCAAGAUGGUGGGCAGAGUCAGCAUUCUCUCUCCCUUGAGCUUGUAGAAAGGAGCCGCAGAGAGCUUGCCACGGGCAACCACGAAGAGGCUGAAGAGAAGCCAGAUCUGUUUGUGGCAAUGCCACACCUGGUGGGUGCCAGCCCUGCUGCGGAAGGAGAGAGACAGAGAGAGAAGAUGCUAUCCAGGUUUGGCAGGUUCUGGAAGCAGCCUGAAAGAGAACUGCACCUGCCUGGGGAUUCCAUCAGUGAACACUUCCCACCUGGGACCCAGGCUUUCACUCAGUCAAUGGAUGGGAGAGAAGUGGAGAGAUCUCCUCUUCGGGAAGAGGCCAAGAAAUUCUGGCACUACUUCAUGUUCAGAAAGAGCCCCACUUCUCAGGGGGUCAUCUUGCCCAUCAAAAGCCAUGAAGUACACCGAGAGGCCUGUAGGACAGUGCCCUUCAGUCAGACUAUCACCCAUGAAGACUGUGAGAAGGUAGUUGUCCAAAACCACCUUUGCUUUGGGAAGUGUGGGUCUCUUCAUCUUCCAGGAGCUGCACAGCAUCCCCAUACCUUCUGCUCCCACUGCUUGCCUAUCAAGUUCACCAUGACGCACUUGCAGCUGAACUGCACGGGGCUGGCCCCUGUGGUCAAGGUGGUCAUGCUGGUGGAGGAGUGCCAGUGCCAGGUAAAGACAGACCAUGGGCAUGGACACCUGGAACAGGCUGGCUCUCAAACAGAAUUCUACGCCCAGGGUUCCUUUAUCCCAAGAUCUUCAAGUUAA
Messenger RNA from Orycteropus afer afer, 822 nucleotides. RefSeq names its product cerberus 1, DAN family BMP antagonist (gene CER1). Gene Ontology annotation, molecular function: morphogen activity. Bases 1 to 822 code for a protein of 273 amino acids. Gene Ontology annotation, biological process: signal transduction involved in regulation of gene expression; determination of heart left/right asymmetry. The record is from RefSeq and is a predicted model, not a curated record. The transcript is spliced from 2 exons. Lineage: Eukaryota; Metazoa; Chordata; Mammalia; Tubulidentata; Orycteropodidae.